UUCUUGCAGUUCUUGUUUUCUCCUUGUAUGUGUGUGUGGUGGGGAAUCUGGGAUUAGGUGCUCCCACUAAUGGAUGAAUUGUGAAUGGUGUAUAUCGUUUAUAAAUGAUUGUACAUAGUGUUAUUUUACUGCUUAAUGUGUUUGGGGAACUUUGGGAACUUCUUUUGACUAGGUCUGGAAACAGUGAUCAUCGUGGCAGAGGGCAUCGGUAUGUAAAGUCAUAAUCGUAAUAUUGGGGUGGUAUAAAAACUUUUCUGAUACCUUUAUAAUUUUCAUAAUCUUUAGGAUAGUACCAACAUAAGCUUGGUCCUAAGCAAAGGUCUCAGAUUCAGUUUCAAGUAGGGACGUUUGGAUGAGGGGAUAGCCUUGGUUUUGGCCUCCCUUGCUAGAUGUCACAGGUCAGGAUACACAAUGCUUGGAAAUGGAGUUGUUGGAAUCCUCUCUGAGUCCACAAAUAAGUGGGAGAGAAGAGUUCCCCUAACCCCUGCACACUGUGCACGGUUGCUGCAUGGAGGCAGUGGAAAAACUGGAGUUGCUCGCAUCAUAGUACAACCUUCUACUAAGCGUAUUCAUCAUGACGCACUCUAUGAGGAUGUUGGCUGUGAGAUAUCAGAAGACUUGUCAGAAUGUGGUCUCAUUUUGGGUAUCAAACAACCACAGUUGGAGAUGAUACUUCCAGACAGGGCCUAUGCUUUUUUCUCCCAUACUCACAAGGCACAAAAAGAAAAUAUGCCUCUUCUUGAUAAGGUUUUAGCCGAAAGGGCUACUUUGUUUGAUUACGAGCUUAUAGCUGGAGACAAUGGUAAAAGAUUACUGGCAUUUGGAAAAUUUGCUGGAAGAGCUGGAAUGAUUGAUUUCUUGUCUGGCCUAGGACAGCGGUUUCUUAAUCUUGGAUAUUCAACACCCUUUCUUUCUUUGGGCGCAUCAUACAUGUAUUUUUCAUUGGCUACUGCAAAGGCAGCAGUGAUUUCUGUUGGGGAAGAGAUAGCUACACAGGGACUCCCAUCAGGAAUCUGUCCCCUAGUCUUCGUUUUCACUGGUUCAGGAAAUGUUUCUCAAGGAGCACGAGAAAUAUUUAAGCUUCUUCCUCACACUUUUGUGGACCCAAGCGAACUUCCACGACUAUUUGAGAUGGCUAGAGAUCAUACUCUAGUAGGACGGACUACGAAAAGAGUCUUUCAAGUAUAUGGUUGUGUUGUAACCAGUGAAGACAUGGUGGAACACAAAGAUGCUUCAAAAUGCUUUGACAAGGCUGACUACUAUGCACAUCCAGAAAACUACAGACCUAUUUUCCAUGAAAAGAUAGCCCCAUUUGCGUCUGUAAUUGUCAAUUGCAUGUAUUGGGAGAGAAGAUUUCCUCGUCUAUUGACUACCACGCAGCUGCAAGAUCUGCUGCGAAAAGGAUGCCCACUUGUCGGAAUCUCAGAUAUAACUUGUGAUGUCGGUGGCUCAAUAGAAUUUGUGAAAAGAACUACAUCUAUCGACUCACCUUUCAUUAGAUAUGAUCCUAAUGAUAACUCAUACCAUCAUGACAUGGUGGGUGAUGGUGUUAUCUGCUCAGCCAUCGACAUUCUACCAACGGAGUUUGCAAGAGAGGCUUCCCAACACUUUGGUGAUAUUUUAUCCCAGUUUAUUGGAACCUUAGCUUCUUCAAAAUGUCUUGAUAACUUACCUGCACACCUGAAACGAGCUUGCAUCGUCCAUGGUGGAGCAUUGACUUCCUUAUAUGAAUACAUACCCAGAAUGAGGAACUCUGAUAUUGAGAAUUCAUCACAAAUUCUACAACCUCUGCAGGCUGCAAAAAUGAAAUACACUACAUUGAUUUCUUUGAGUGGCCAUUUGUUCGACCAAUUCCUAAUAAAUGAGGCUUUGGAUAUCAUUGAAGCAGCUGGUGGCUCCUUCCAUUUGGUGAAAUGUCAAGUCGGUCAAAGCACAGAUGCCUUGUCUUACUCAGAACUUGAAAUCGGUGCAGAUGAUAAAGCAAUCCUAGAUAAAAUUAUUGAUUCUUUGACUGCACUUGCUAAUCCAAGUGAGGGUCAUGUAGACAGUACAGACAAUAUAAUAUCUCUUAAGGUUGGGAGAUUAAAAGGGACAGACACUGAAAAGGAAAAUGAGAUAAAAAGUGAAGCUGUCGUCCUGAUUUUGGGUGCUGGGCGGGUUUGUCGUCCAGCUGUAGAAUUUCUAACAUCAAUUGGUCGAGGCUCAUCAAGAAAAUGGUUAAAGUCAUACAUGACAGAUGAAUCAAGAGAGAUUACUUCAAUUCGUGUUAUUGUCGCUUCUCUUUUCUUGAAAGAUGCUGUGGAGAUUACUGAAGGAAUUCCAAAUGCAACUGCGAUUCAACUCGACAUUACAAAGAAGGAAAAUCUCUACCAUUACACAUCACAGGUUGAUGUAGUCAUCAGUCUACUGCCUCCUAGUUGCCAUAGUAUCAUAGCAAGUGCAUGUAUUCAGUUUAGGAAACAUCUUGUCACGGCUAGCUAUGUGGAUGAUUCCAUGUCCAACCUGGAUGAAUUAGCAAAAGAUUCUGGUAUAACAAUUCUAUGUGAGAUGGGAUUGGACCCUGGAAUAGACCACAUGAUGGCAAUGAAGAUGAUCAAUCAAGCCCAUGCACGAGGCGGAAAGAUCAAGUCUUUCACUUCUUACUGUGGUGGUCUUCCUUCCCCAGAUGCUGCAAACAACCCAUUAGCUUACAAGUUUAGCUGGAGUCCAGCAGGGGCUAUUCGCGCAGGAAGGAAUCCAGCCACAUACAAAUAUAAUGGAGAGAUUGUGCAUGUCGAUGGGGACAAGCUUUAUGAUUCUGCUUCAAGGUUGCGGAUGCCAUAUUUUCCAGCCUUCGCAUUGGAGUGUCUUCCCAAUCGGAACUCAUUAGUUUAUGGAGAACUUUAUGGAAUUGAAAAUGAAGCAUCAACAAUCUUUCGUGGAACCCUCAGAUACGAAGGCUUCGGAGAAAUAAUGGGAACACUAGCGAGAAUUGGUUUCUUCAGUACUGAAGUGAACCCCAUGUUCCAAAAUGAGACAAGGCCAACAUAUAAAACCUUUUUACUAGCACUUCUCGGUUGUCAUACUAAAGACUCGGCAGAAUCAAUUGUGGGUGAGAAAACAAUUGCUGAUCAGAUAAUUGCACUUGGUCUCUGCACAAAGAGAGAAACAGCCAUAAAGGCUGCCAAAACUAUAAUGUUUUUGGGGUUCCACGAGAAGUCAGAAAUACCAGCAUCCUGCCAAUGUGCAUUUGAUGUUACCUGCCUCCGCAUGGAAGAAAGGUUGGCGUAUUCUGGGAAAGAACAGGACAUGGUGUUUUUGCACCAUGAAAUGGAAGUGGAAUUCCCAAAUGGCCAACCUACCGAAAACCACAGAGCAACACUACUAGAAUUCGGCAGGACUCAUGGAGAGAGAUCCUACACAGCAAUGGCUUUAACAGUUGGGAUACCUGCAGCCAUUGGAGCUCUGCUCUUGCUCGGGAAAAACAUAACAACAAAGGGUGUAUUAAGGCCUAUGCAUCCAGAAAUUUUUGUGCCAACCUUGGAUAUUCUAGAGGCCUACGGUUUCAAGCUGGUGGAGAAGGCAGAUUAACUCACAAAUCCAGCACCUAUGUUCCUACUUAUCUAGCAAAAUACCUUGCUUGUGAAUAAACCGGCUUAUGCAAGACUAGAUUCCAACUGCCUGAGUUACAAAUGAAGCAGUGGGGAAUUUGCAUUGUCUAUAUUUGUAUAGAACUGCUCCAGUAAGUUUGUACAUCGUUCCUUAAAGUAAGAAAAUGCUGAUGUUACUCGCAUCUUAUUCAAAAAUUGAGAAACUAAAGUUGUAUGUGUUUGGUCGACAGAAAAUCCUCUGAACAUGGUUCCGGCCUUAAUAUAUGAAACAUCCUGCUUCAUGUACUA
This is a messenger RNA of Sesamum indicum (sesame), 3878 nucleotides long. Its product is annotated as lysine-ketoglutarate reductase/saccharopine dehydrogenase bifunctional enzyme. The record is from RefSeq and is a predicted model, not a curated record. Gene Ontology annotation, cellular component: cytoplasm. Lineage: Eukaryota; Viridiplantae; Streptophyta; Magnoliopsida; Lamiales; Pedaliaceae. Gene Ontology annotation, molecular function: saccharopine dehydrogenase activity.